Messenger RNA from Ipomoea nil (Japanese morning glory), 2807 nucleotides. RefSeq names its product serine/threonine-protein kinase 4-like. Gene Ontology annotation, molecular function: protein kinase activity; ATP binding. Lineage: Eukaryota; Viridiplantae; Streptophyta; Magnoliopsida; Solanales; Convolvulaceae. The transcript has 19 exons. The record is from RefSeq and is a predicted model, not a curated record. Bases 115 to 2511 code for a protein of 798 amino acids. Gene Ontology annotation, biological process: regulation of MAPK cascade; intracellular signal transduction; protein phosphorylation.
ACAACUGACGUGCAAAGAUUCAAGGCGCGCCAACUAUGCACCGAAAACUACUGAUAACGGUAUAGCUUCUUCAGCUCAGGUCGUCCGGCACGGGGAAGAUCAACAAAUUCGACGAUGGAUCCUUCUUCAACGUUUAGGCAAGGUCGGAAACCGCCGACGCCGAAGCAUCCGGACCUCUAUUCCACCUUCGUUAUCCACGGCAGCGACAAAGAGAAUGAUCAGAGGAGCGACGACCUGUACUCCACAGUUGUCUGCAAAGACGACUUCGUUGGUGGUUCGAUGGACGAUGUUUCGCUUCCUCCGAUACUCAAACGCUACUCCAAGGACGUCUGCGGCGGCGGUCCGGUUGAUACCGAAGACGAGGAUGAGGACGACUCUGUUUCCGGGACAAUGAUAGUGAAGAGUAGUCGCCGAAGACCUUAUUCCGCGGCAAUGUCGAGUUUCGAUCGGGUUGAGAGGAUGCGGAAGAGUAGGGUUGAGGAUGAUGAUGAUGGUGAUGAUGAGGAAGGGGAUUUCUCUACGUUUGUUAGGAGAGAGGAAGGGAACUUCUCUACGUUUGUGAGGAGAGAGAGUGAGAGUGUGUCAGGGACAAUGGUGAGGAGGACGAGCAGAAAUGCGAGUGGUGAAAACGGUGGAUUAUCGACGAUGAGCAGAGCCGUGGCGAGUAUGCAGGCCGUCGGGGAGGGUGGGAUCGGGAGGCAGAGGAAAACCGGGAGCGGUGCGGCGUCGGAGGAGGAGAUGAGGUCGCAGGCGGGUAAGAUCUCUUCGAGCUCCUUUCCGGAGGGCGUGAUUAGGGAAGACCCUACUACCAAGUACGAAAUUUUCAAUGAACUCGGGAAGGGUUCAUAUGGGGCUGUUUACAAAGCUCGAGAUCUGAAGACUUCAGAAAUGGUUGCCAUCAAAGUCAUAUCAUUGUCUGAAGGGGAGGAAGGCUAUGAAGAUAUACGUGUUGAAAUUGAGAUGUUGCAGCAAUGCAAUCAUCCAAAUGUUAUUCGCUACUUUGAGAGCUACCAAGGAGAUGAAUACCUUUGGAUUGUAAUGGAGUAUUGUGGAUGUGGAAGUGUUGCUGGUUUAAUGAAUAUAACUGAGGAACCACUUGAGGAGCAUCAAAUAGCAUAUAUUUGCAAAGAAGCGUUGAAGGGUCUCUCUUAUUUGCACUCCAUAUUUAAGGUUCAUAGAGAUAUUAAAGGUGGCAAUAUUUUGUUGACCUCUCAAGGAGAGGUUAAGUUAGGUGAUUUUGGUGUUGCUGCGCAGCUGACUAGAACAAUGUCCAAACGUAACACAUUUAUUGGCACUCCUCAUUGGAUGGCUCCAGAAGUUAUUCAAGAAAGUCGGUAUGAUGGAAAGGUAGAUGUAUGGGCGCUUGGAGUAUCCGCAAUUGAAAUGGCAGAGGGGCUUCCUCCAAGAGCAACAGUGCAUCCCAUGAGGGUACUCUUUAUGAUAUCAAUAGAACCAGCUCCAAUGCUUGAGGACAAAGAGAAAUGGUCUCUUUUGUUCCAUGACUUUGUUGCAAUGUGCCUUACAAAGGAUCCCCGUCUUCGCCCAACUGCAGCAGAGUUGCUUAAGCACAAAUUCAUUGAGAAGUGUAAAGGUGGAGCUUGUGCGAUGCUACCCAGGAUUCAGAAGGCAAAACAAAUUAGGUCAUCAAUGGCGGAAGCACAGAAAAUUGCUUCAGUGACCACUCAACAAGAUUUAGGAGGCGGUCCCAAAGUAAAUGAGACAUUUGGAGAUACAGUUCCUGCUGGUCUUAAAGUUGCCGAUAUAGUGUCAUCCACAAGUGUUGUGGAUAAGCAUAAUUCAGAAUAUAUGGAAUCUGCUGAAGAAGAUGACUUUGGGACUCUGAUAGUUCGAGAUGGAGGUAACAUAGAUAAAACAGCUACUAAAAUUGCAGUCAGAAAUGCAGAACCAUCUCCUCUUGAGCGUAUUGGAAGCGCCCGUAUGCUUGAUCUUGGUGAAAAACCAAUUGAGCCUUGGUUGCACAAUGAGACGGGCGUAAGUUCCUCAACUGGGGAAUCCCAACCCGGACAAGUGCCAGCCUCUACUCCUGCAAUGAUUGCUUCUCCUGUUCUAGACGAGAAGGGUAACAUCUUCCAAACCCAAGGUUCCUGGAAGAGUGAAACUGCCAGUCGAAGAGCUUUCGACAAGCUUCGCUCAAUAUACUCAGCUGGUAACACAGUACCAAUCCCCUUACUGAGAGCAAGCGACGUAUCACCAAUUGCACUUCUGUCUAGAGACGUGCUUGGGGCCUGGCAACAAGAUGAUACGCUGCAUGAACUUUUCACUCGCGACACUCCAUCAAAAAAGGGUCGAGGCAGACAAACCGAGGUCCCCCUUCCUCUAAGCAUACAUCAGCGACUAUCUUCUAGUCCUACUCUGAUGAAUCUAACCCAAGCAUUGGCUUAUCACAGGAUGGCCUUCGAAGAGAUGCCUCUACAGGAAAUGCAAGCUACACAAGAACAUCAGACUGUCCAAGGCCUUUGCGAUACACUAAAGACUAUCUUGCGAUUAUAGGUUGAAGAUGUCCCCACAAGAAACUAACUAGUCAUCCCUGUCUGGAAUGCAAUGCUGUCAAGAGACACUUAUCUUAUCAUCAUUCAAAGUCUUACAAGUUACAAAGAGGGAAUGCGGUUCGAUAACCCACAAACUCCGGGCACUUUCGAGGGAGACAUUCGAUAGGAAAUCAGCUGUUCUAUUAUGUUCUCUAUACAUAUGCAUCACUCUGACAUUCAUCUAUGACUUUAGGUUAAGAUAUUAAUAGUAUCAUUGAACAAUCAUAUACUGAUAAAAAUUUGCAGUGGUUGUAACCA